This is a messenger RNA of Trematosphaeria pertusa, 1091 nucleotides long. RefSeq lists its product as uncharacterized. The transcript has 2 exons. The record is from RefSeq and is a predicted model, not a curated record. Bases 309 to 839 code for a protein of 176 amino acids. Lineage: Eukaryota; Fungi; Ascomycota; Dothideomycetes; Pleosporales; Trematosphaeriaceae.
CCAUUGUCUCUGUAUUGUACUUGCUCGUUUUUCUUGAUUACAGUCGAAUGUGUUAUUGUUCACUUUCAUCUUCACCACCCAAGUCGCGCGCCUUCCUUGCGAAAUGGAGCCAAGCCUAACGGGCCGGAUUUCUCCGAUGCAAACGCAGAGUCACCAUCAGUUCGUACCCUUUGGCCUCGAAUCUCUUCCACAUCCAGACUGCGACCUCUUGCAAUCUCGACUACAUACCGUCUGUGACUCUUCCAUAGUCAUUCCUGCCCGCAGAGCACUCAAUCAUCCCAUUCACAACCGCCGCCCCCGGUUCAGCAAUGGCAUACCCACUCUUUCGAGCUGCUUUCGUCGCUGUCGCGUCGUGCCUGAGCAGGAUGCAGGAUGGAGACACCGUGGGUGACCCUCCGGUGGUGAAGCCAGGUCAUGUUGCUGCACCAGACCACCCUGCCCGCACCAAUCGAAACUCGUUCCGCUCCGUUACCAACCCGAACUCGAAGCCCCCUCGCCGAAACGGCAUCAGGAAGACCAAGGCCCAGAAGAAAAAAGCCGUCUCACCAAGAAUCGAACGUGAAGUUCUCCCAGAACUUAUGGACGAGGACGCCCGCCGGGCGAUCUGGGAGCCCAUGAGCCUGGUCACUAAAAAAGACGCCGAAGCGGACGACAUGAAAGAGCAGUAUCGCCAGCAUUACGCCAUCUUCGAGGAAUGGCGCAGCGACCCCGAACUGAGGUCCUUUUGCGACCCGGAAGCAAUCGCCAAGGAACACAAGAAGCUCAAGGAGAUUUUAGACGACAUGGAGCUCCACGACCUGAACAAUCCGCGAGAGGUCAGGCUCGCCGAUUGCUGGUAAACAUGGUACUUCAAGGAGUGCGACGAAUUCCUCGAAGAAAACGCCGCUACAGACGCGCAAAAGCAGCUCCGAAAGACAGUACGAAAGAUCAUCCGAAUCCUAGAGAAAGCCCAUGGAGCAGCAAUGAGGCACUCACCACCUCCACGAAGACGCUAAACCAUUCCUCCGCCGCUUCGGGCCGGCUUGGCAGGUACGGAUCAAGAAGGCGGGCACGGCGGGGUUCCCGCAACGUCAUCGCCAACCACGCUUUGC